AUGUUAUCCGGCGUUGCGGCGGUCCCUGGUACUGGCCCUGAGGCGCUGGCUGUGUCGGUGUAUGGAGCUGGCGGACGGAGGGCACUUAUCACCAAGUCCGGUUCGGCACGGGGAGAGAAAGAGUCGGCGGAGUCGGGAGACCAGAGGUGCCGAAGCUGCGGUGGCGACAUCUCCAGCGCUGGAAGGAGGUCGACGGAGAAGGUCCCGGCCGGUCGGAGUGGAGAGGGCCCAAGAUGGCGGCGAGGAAGAUGGCGCCGGCAUCACCGGAAGAUCGCGCAGUCCAAGCGCUUCUCUUCCUGCUCCACAGGAAGUGCCGUCAGCACGCACGGCACGUAG
Messenger RNA from Pelobates cultripes (western spadefoot toad), 336 nucleotides. Lineage: Eukaryota; Metazoa; Chordata; Amphibia; Anura; Pelobatidae. The record is from the annotation of a GenBank genome assembly.